Messenger RNA from Stomoxys calcitrans (stable fly), 5254 nucleotides. RefSeq names its product protein roadkill (gene rdx). Gene Ontology annotation, cellular component: nucleus; cytoplasm. Gene Ontology annotation, molecular function: ubiquitin protein ligase binding. The coding region runs from base 1122 to 4094 and encodes 990 amino acids. The transcript has 8 exons. Gene Ontology annotation, biological process: regulation of proteolysis; proteasome-mediated ubiquitin-dependent protein catabolic process. NCBI's taxonomy places the organism in Eukaryota, Metazoa, Arthropoda, Insecta, Diptera, Muscidae. The record is from RefSeq and is a predicted model, not a curated record.
AGGUAGAGGUAGUGCUGUGUGUGCCAUUCGUUCGGUGCUCUUGUGCUAAUGUCUCACCAUGAGAUUGUCAAUGUUGACUGUGUGUUUGUGUGUGAGUAUGCACAUUGAGUAUCUGUGAGUUCCAUUGAGACCUCCGAACGAGCAAGGGUUUGUGUGUGUGUCCGCCUGGCAUUUAUUAUACUCUUUGGCUGUUGUUGACCGUGUAUUUUUUAGCUUUAACUUAACAUAACGUGUGAUAUUUGUUCCGUCUCCUACGUUUAGUUUGUUAUUGACUUUCGGUGUGAACGCAUCGUCGUCUAUCGUGCGCCCGUUGUGAUCUCUUAAGCAAUUGUAACGUGAAAUUGAACGUUGUUCACUUUUUCCCAACGCCGCGCACUAAUACACAAAUUCUCUCUAAAAUAAAAUAUUUUUAAAUUGUUUUGUUUUCGUCGGUAGGCUGUUUGUUGUUUCAAUUUUCGUUUUAAUAAUAAUGUGAAAUUCAAAAAUAUAAGAGAAAAUUUUGAAAAUCGAAAAUUUUCUGCAUUAAAAAAAUACUUGGGGCAAAAAAUAGCGAAAUAAAUUUUUUAAUAAAACAAAACAAGGAAAAUUAUUAAGUUCAAGAAAACAAAAGCAUAGAAACGCCCCCCAGAGAAAAACUCGUCAAAUGAGUUGAAAAAUAAAACAAAACAAAAAAUUGAACAAAAAUAUGAAAUGCUAACAUAAAGAAAAACAAGAAAUUGUGAAAUUUUAACAUCAAUAUUCAAUUGUGAAAAAGUGAUGUGACAUGACGUUGUGAGCAACCCAAAAAAAAUUUAACAAAAGUUUCAAACCCCUGGAUUACUGAAACUUUAACUCAAAUCAUAGCAGAAACAGCAAUACCUUAAAGUGCAAAUUUUUAAGAAAAACAAAAAUUUAUUGCCAAGAUUACAGAGAAAUCGCUAAAGCAAAACAAAGAAAGGCUUUUGAAACAAAAUAUUUUUUAAAAAGUGACCAAUACCAAACAUAUACAUAAAAAAGUGUAAUGAAUUGUUUAAAUUUGUAAAAAAGUAUAACACGAUUACAAAAUAAUAACAAAACUUAACAUACACCAAAACAGAAAAGAAAAACCCAAAAUUAAACAAAUUCAAAAAAAUCCACGAAAAAUGUUUGACCCCUUUGUGAAAAUUAAGAAAAAGCCUAAUACAAACCUUAACAACAGCAACAAUAAUAAUAAUAAUAGUAACAGCAGUAAUAUAUUAGUGCAAAAUUUAGAGGAAAAUUUCCUACCGAAUUUAAAUGACAUUGCCUCUGUGGAUGCGGAAAUUGAUGAUGAUUGUUUUUGCCUGACACCACCAGCCACCACACCCUCUACACCCACUCAGCAGCAGUCUCAGCAUAGCAGCAGCAGUAGCUCUUCAUCUACACCAACAUUAAGUGCGGCUUUGGCCGCUGCAACAACACAGCCAUCAACAUCUGCAACUUCUGGGUUCAAUUCUUUGGCAUCAAUAUCAUCGCCAUCAGCCUCGCCGCUCAAGGAAUUGGCCUCCAGCAGUGCCACCAGCACCACCUGUAGUCGUUUGCAACAGUUGAUAGCAGCACCGCCUAUUAUACAAACGCCCCAUUUGAGGCAGCAGCAUCAUUUGCUGGCAUCGCCCCCUACACCGCCACCCUCAACCCCACCAACACCUGCCUUACCCCAGCAACAGCAACGUCAGAACAGCGAACUACAAAAUCAAUUGCAGAACACAACGGGAAGUAGUACACCACAGGUUUUGACACCCCUCUCGUCGCCUGUCACCAAUCAAACAACAUCGGUAUUGCAGCAACAUUUAGGCCAUAUAUCGGCAGCCAGCACGACGGAGUCCUCAGCUACCCAGCCGGCUACAAGACCCACACUGCAGACUUUGGCUCAACAUUUGGCCUCACCCCCAGCAUCGUCUUCGUCAGCACCCUCCUCACCUUUGUUGCAAGAAUUAUUUUCUUCUAAUAAUUUACAAAAUGUAUUAACCAGACAAAGUUCCUCAGCCAGCAACUCGAGUACAAAUAGUUCUACAAACAACUACACAGCGACAACGUCCUCAUCGUCAUCGUCGUCAUCAUCUAUCUCCAAUUCUACUUUAAGAAGUCUGGUUUCCAAUCCCUCAACUUUGAUUACAUCAAGUACAACUUUGAAUAGUAUUAUUGCCAAUCGCUUGAAUUCACCACCUUCAGGUUUAACGGGUGGUAAUAACUCUCAACACUCAACAUCCUCUUCCUCGUCCUCCGCAUUAACUGCCUCGGCAUCGUCCUCUUCGUCAUUGUAUCACCAACAACAUUCCGCUUUGACAAAUUCGAUAACGCAUCGCAUACAUCAAUCGAUACGCCGGCAUUUGAAUCAGCAGCAUCAGGCAGGACAACAGCAAAACAGUGGUUUGGCGACAAGUCAGCAGCAAACACAUCACAGUUCGCAACAGCAUAGUUCUUCAACAUCGUCAUCGUCGUCGUUGUCUCAUCAUCACCACCAUCAUCAGCAACACAAUCGUUUGCUGCAACAACAACAUUCAUCGCAAUUCCAGCAGCAGAACCCCCCCAAUCAUCGUCAUCAUUAUCAUCAUCACCAUCAACAGCAGCAGCAGCAACAAUUACAACAGUUGUCAAAUUCGAUUUCCGCUUCCGGAUCUUCAGCUUCUUUGUUGUCAUCAGCAGCAAAUUCUUCGUCUUCAUCUGCUGCCGUUGCUGCCAACGUUUCAGCUUCUUCUGCUUCAUCAUCGUCAUCGUCUUCUUCCUCCACCGCAUCCAAUUCCAAUUCGAAUUCUCCCGUGUGUGUAGUAUUAUUGGUCAAGUGCCCAAAUUCUAAGGAAUAUUGUAACGCCUUACAGGCCCAAAAUCACAAUUUAAUACCUCCUGCAACAUUACAACAAUUACAACAACAACACCAGCAUUGCUGUGAUAAUAAAAGAUUGCCGGUGAACGAAUGUCAGGCAAGUCAAACUGCUAGAGUGACAUCCAACCUAAACGCAUCCAGUAGUACAAUGGCGGUUAGUCGUGUACCAUCGCCGCCUUUACCGGAAGUUAAUACACCGGUUGCUGAAAACUGGUGUUACACACAGGUGAAAGUGGUUAAAUUUAGCUAUAUGUGGACCAUAAAUAAUUUUAGUUUUUGUCGCGAGGAAAUGGGUGAAGUUUUGAAGUCCUCUACAUUUUCCGCCGGUGCUAAUGACAAACUGAAAUGGUGUUUACGUGUCAAUCCAAAAGGUCUAGAUGAAGAAAGUAAAGAUUAUUUAUCCUUAUAUUUAUUAUUAGUUUCCUGCAAUAAAUCAGAAGUUAGAGCCAAAUUUAAAUUUUCAAUAUUAAAUGCUAAAAGAGAAGAAACCAAAGCCAUGGAAUCACAGAGAGCAUACCGUUUUGUACAAGGCAAAGAUUGGGGUUUCAAAAAAUUCAUACGACGAGAUUUCCUACUGGAUGAGGCCAAUGGCCUUCUGCCCGAGGACAAACUGACAAUAUUCUGCGAAGUUAGUGUGGUGGCCGAUAGUGUAAAUAUAUCUGGCCAAUCCAAUAUUGUACAAUUCAAAGUGCCCGAAUGCAAGUUGAGUGAGGAUUUGGGCAAUCUCUUUGACAAUGAAAAAUUCAGUGAUGUAACGUUAGCCGUAGGUGGCCGUGAAUUCCAAGCACACAAAGCAAUAUUGGCAGCCCGUAGUGAUGUCUUUGCUGCCAUGUUUGAGCAUGAAAUGGAGGAGCGUAAAUUGAAUCGUGUCGCCAUAACUGAUGUUGAUCAUGAAGUUUUAAAGGAAAUGUUACGUUUUAUUUAUACUGGCAAGGCGCCAAACUUAGAUAAAAUGGCCGAUGAUCUCUUAGCAGCAGCUGAUAAGUAUGCUUUGGAAAAGCUGAAAGUGAUGUGUGAGGAAGCGCUGUGCGUUAAUCUCUCCGUUGAAACAGCCGCUGAAACAUUAAUAUUAGCCGAUCUCCAUAGUGCGGAUCAAUUAAAAGCACAAACGAUAGAUUUUAUUAAUACUCAUGCCACCGAUGUUAUGGAAACCCAGGGAUGGCAAAACAUGAUCACAACACAUUCACAUCUUAUUGCCGAGGCAUUUCGUGCGCUUGCAACACAACAAAUCCCACCGAUCGGACCACCCAGGAAGCGUGUAAAAAUGAGCUGAAAUUUCAAUAGGAGUAGUAGGAAGCAACAGCAAAAGCAGCAUCAACAACGGCAACAAUUGCAAUUGCAACAACAAAAACAACAACAACACAAUAUAGAUAAUCAAGAAAAACAAAACAACUACUACAAUUACAACAACAAAAAGAAUAAUAAGAACAGCAACAACAAACACUAUUAUUAUUAUAAUUAUUUCUAUUAUUAUAAAUAUUAUAACGUAAAAAGCAAACCACACUAUCACACAAAUUCAAACAUAACCAACCACCACCACCACCAACAACAACAUUUUACGAUUUUCCAAAACUAUGAUUUUUUCCAACAUUUCAACAUAAUGAUGAUGAGCUAUAACAAUAACAUUAAUGUAAAGGAUUUCAGCAAUGGCAACAACAAUAGUUCUAGUAAACAUUUGUCUUUUGAAAUGCAGCCCCAAGAGAAUGUCCGAAAUUUAAGCAACACCUUGAAUUACCAACAGUAUUUGUUUAUCUGUGAACUCGUUUUGUGGCUAAUUAUGUUUUUAAAAAUUGAUUUGCAAUUAAAAUUGACAUCAUUUUAUCAAAUUUUAUUAUUUAACAAGCAGUGGCUACAAAAUAUGAAGAUCAUCAUAAUCAUUAACGAAAUAAUGAAAAAGAAAACCAAAUUUUUAAAUUUUUAUGUGAAAUUUGAUGUAGUGGGCACAAGUAAGCAAAUAGGCCCUAUUAAACCAAUACCAACAACAACAACAACUCAAUGUAGAAUUUGCUAUUUUGCCUAGAGGCAAAGGCGUAAACAACAAACAAAAUAAAAUGUCUGUGUAACUAUAGUUUUUAUUUUUUCAAUUUAAUUUUGUCUAAGAUUUCUUCCUCUUCAACACUUUCUUUCUCUCUCUCUCUCGUCUCUGUAAGAAUAGUAUAGCUUUUUUGAAAACACGAGAAAAAAAAAAACAAUUGAGGAAACAAUAAAAAUAUCGUGAAUGUGUUAUAUACUAAACCUAGAGCGAUAGUGCGAUAUAACUCUUAAAAUAUAGCAUUCAUAAACACUACAUCUAACAAGAACCACCCACCCAACCCUAACAUCAUUGCAAUAAGACCUAUGUUCUCAGACCUUUUUCAUAUUAGAGUUGGCUGAUGAUUUCUGGAAUUGAACAAAAAAAAACUGAAGGGCUAAAAAUUCUUUUUUUUUUUUCUU